AUGGAGACCGAGGAAAUAGAAGAUUUGGAAAAACCCUGGAGGAAAUCAGUGAGUGAUUCAUGGAAGAUUGACAAGGAAUCAGCCAAGGUGAGACCUGAGCUGCUUCCAGAAAAAGAGGAAAUGCCCUGUACUGAGCAGGAGAGCCAGGAUACAGAACCCCGCCGCCACAUUCCCCUGCAGAGAAACUCUAUCUUCAACCGCACCAUGAGACGCAGAAGCCAAGCCAAGGCCAGAGGCACCCCUGAGCGGAACUCCAGCCACCUGGCAGAUUCACAGGAAAAUGGGAAAUCUAUAAAUGAGCCUCUGACCUUGAAUCUUCCCCAGAGCAGAAAGCCUCUCUGGAGAAUACCAAUGCAGAUGGGGCCAGGAGCCCAGAAAACAAGCGAGUCAUCCUCCACCCCGGGAAAUGGAACCACACCCGAGGAGUGCCCAGCCCUGGCGGACAGCCCCACCACCCUCACAGAGGCCCUGCAGAUGAUCCAUCCCAUUCCUGCGGACUCCUGGAGAAACCUCAUCGAACAAAUAGGGCUCCUAUAUCAGGAAUACCGAGAUAAAUCAACCCUCCAAGAAAUCGAGACCAGGAGGCAACAGGACGCAGAGAUACAGGGCGAUGAGGAUGGGUCCCCAACCGGCGAGGACACUCCGGAGGAAGAGGAGGAAGAGGAAGAGCCGGCGAGCCCACCCCAGAGGAGGGCUGUGCCCCAGAUCUGCCUGCUCAGUAACCCCCACUCGAGGUUCAACCUCUGGCAGGACCUUCCAGAGAUCCAGAGCAGCGGGGUGCUGGAGAUCCUGCAGCCCGAGGAGGUCAAACUGCAGGAGGCCAUGUUCGAGCUGGUCACCUCCGAGGCCUCCUACUACAAGAGCCUGAACCUGCUGGUGUCCCACUUCAUGGAGAACGAGCGGAUGAAGAAGAUCCUGCACCCGUCAGAGGCACACAUCCUCUUCUCCAACGUCCAGGACGUCCUGGCUGUGAGCGAGCGGUUUCUCCUGGAGCUGGAGCACAGGAUGGAGGAGAACAUCGUCAUCUCCGACGUGUGUGACAUCGUGUACCACUACGCCGCCAGCCACUUCUCCGUCUACAUCACCUAUGUGAGCAACCAGACCUACCAGGAGAGGACCUACAAGCAGCUACUCCAGGAGAAGGCAGCGUUCCGGGAGCUGAUCGCGCAGCUGGAGCUCGACCCCAAGUGCAGAGGCCUGCCCUUCUCCUCCUUCCUCAUCCUGCCCUUCCAGAGGAUCACACGACUCAAGCUGCUGGUGCAGAACAUUCUGAAGAGGGUGGAAGAGAGCUCGGAGCGUGAAGGGACUGCCCUGGAGGCCCACAGGGAGCUGGAAAUGGUGGUGAAGGCGUGCAACGAGGGCGUCAGGAAAAUGAGCCGCACAGAGCAGAUGAUCAGCAUCCAGAAGAAGAUGGAGUUCAAGAUCAAGUCGGUGCCCAUCAUCUCGCACUCCCGCUGGCUGCUGAAGCAGGGCGAGCUGCAGCAGAUGUCAGGCCCCAAGACCUCCCGCACCCUGCGGACCAAGAAGCUCUUCCGAGAGAUUUACCUCUUCCUCUUCAAUGACCUGCUGGUGAUCUGCCGCCAGAUUCCUGGAGACAAGUACCAGGUAUUCGACUCGGCCUCCCGCGGCCUGCUGCGCGUGGAGGAGCUGGAGGACCAGGGCCAGACGCUGGCCAAUGUGUUCAUCCUGCGACUGCUGGAGAACGCAGAUGACCGCGAGGCCACCUACAUGCUGAAGGCAUCUUCUCAGAGUGAGAUGAAGCGGUGGAUGACCUCGCUGGCCCCCAACAGGAGGACCAAGUUUGUUUCCUUCACAUCCCGGCUUCUGGACUGCCCGCAGGUCCAGUGCGUGCACCCGUAUGUGGCCCAGCAGCCUGAUGAGCUGACACUGGAACUGGCUGACAUCCUGAACAUCCUGGAGAAGACGGAAGAUGGGUGGAUCUUUGGGGAGCGCCUGCAUGACCAGGAGAGAGGCUGGUUCCCCAGUUCCAUGACUGAGGAGAUUCUGAACCCCAAGAUCCGCUCCCAGAACCUCAAGGAAUGUAUCCGUGUCCACAAGAUGGAUGACCCCCAGCGCAGCCAGAACAAGGACCGCAGGAAGCUGGGCAGCCGGAAUCGGCAAUGA
Messenger RNA from Marmota flaviventris (yellow-bellied marmot), 2124 nucleotides. RefSeq names its product neuronal guanine nucleotide exchange factor (gene Ngef). Gene Ontology annotation, biological process: activation of GTPase activity. The record is from RefSeq and is a predicted model, not a curated record. Gene Ontology annotation, molecular function: protein binding; guanyl-nucleotide exchange factor activity. Lineage: Eukaryota; Metazoa; Chordata; Mammalia; Rodentia; Sciuridae.